This is a messenger RNA of Sipha flava (yellow sugarcane aphid), 1003 nucleotides long. RefSeq lists its product as uncharacterized. The transcript is spliced from 3 exons. The record is from RefSeq and is a predicted model, not a curated record. NCBI's taxonomy places the organism in Eukaryota, Metazoa, Arthropoda, Insecta, Hemiptera, Aphididae. Bases 104 to 760 code for a protein of 218 amino acids.
CGGAAACAGACGCGCGACCGCGUUCGACGGCUGCCACCGGUGCAGUACACGUCGUGCACGCAAUCCGCGGUCGUCCGAUAACGCGCGGAACGUUCCCUCGGUCAUGGAAGCGGACGGGUGCGCGGUGUGCGGCGCUCCGGCCGCGCAACGGUGCGCCAACUGCUUGGCCGCGCGGUACUGCGGCCGGGCGCACCAACGGGCCCACUGGACCGAGGGCGGCCACAAAUCCGCGUGCCGGCCGUACGUGGUGGCCUCGUCGCCGGAACUCGGCCGGCACUGGGUGACCGUCAGGGACGUGGCGGUAGGCGAGGUGCUGCUGGAGGAACGGCCGCUGGCCGUAGGCCCGAAGGCCGGCUCGCCGCCCGUGUGCCUGACGUGCUACGCGCCGGCCACGGGUCACGCGUGCUCGGGCUGCGGUUGGCCGGUUUGCGGUCCACGAUGCGAGGCCGCGCCCGUCCAUCGGCUGGCCGAGUGCUCUCUCGUCCGCGGCCACUUCGACGAGCGCCACCUGUCGGCGAAACAAUUGAAAAACAACACAAAGAUAUGCGAAGAACUGUUACGAUUAGCUGACGUCCUGGAACCGGGCAUCACCAGGUUCCGGGGUCUACUACUGUUUUACCUGGUAUGCGGUCUGAAAAAGUUGAAGCGUAUCAAGAAGAAAUCAAAUUAUGACGAAAUUAUCAAGAACUACACGGAAAAAUCGGUGGCCAUUUUUAAAACUGAACCAGAUUUGGACUAUUUAAUCGAUCGAUUGCAAUAACCGCUGAUGCGACGUUUGUACAAUAACGUCCAGCGUGCGGUCACCACGAAUUAUUUUAAUCAAUGUAGUGUCAACUAAAAUCUUUAGCUUGAUGUUUGUUCAUCGUUUGUUUUGAUUUUGUAGGUUAGUGGUAACUAUAAAUUACAAGAUUUUUUGGAAAUCAAAAACAUUACAUUGCCUUGUGUUCGUCAAGACUGUGGUUCCUCAACACAGCUGUAAAUAAAUAUGAUUCCUGUGAAUUAA